This is a messenger RNA of Sceloporus undulatus (fence lizard), 7918 nucleotides long. RefSeq names its product PDZ domain containing 8 (gene PDZD8). The transcript has 6 exons. The record is from RefSeq and is a predicted model, not a curated record. Gene Ontology annotation, biological process: mitochondrial calcium ion homeostasis. NCBI's taxonomy places the organism in Eukaryota, Metazoa, Chordata, Lepidosauria, Squamata, Phrynosomatidae. Bases 303 to 3884 code for a protein of 1193 amino acids. Gene Ontology annotation, molecular function: lipid binding; protein binding. Gene Ontology annotation, cellular component: mitochondria-associated endoplasmic reticulum membrane contact site.
GUUGGAGGCGGCUGUUUGUCUUUGGGAAAGGGAGGAGGGAGAGGAGGCGGAAGGGAAGCAAGGAAAGACCCGGAUGAAGCCGUUGCUGCUGCUGCUGCUGCUGUUGUUGUGAGGAGGCGGAGAGGGCCGGGCGAGGGAGCCGCCGCCGUCGUCGUCGUCGCGGCGCUUGCUGGCGUUGAGGAGGCCGCCCUCGCGAUGGAGCCGCCGCCGGCGGCGGAGGCAUCCGCGGCGCCGCCACCCGCAACGCCGCCGUCUGCAUCCUGUUCCUCGGGGGCGGCGUGAGGCGGGUCCGUGGGGCGACGAUGCUUCCCGCGGUGUACGGUCUGCUGCUGUCGGCGCUGCUGGGCUCCUUCCUGACCCUCCUCCUCCAGCUGCUGCUCUUCUACCGCAGGAGCCCCGAGCCCCCCGAGGGCUCCCUCCGGGGAGAGGGCCCCGGCGCCUUCAGCGCCCGCGUGGUCCCGGACUCCAGCCUCAGGGAGUACUUCGCUGGCUUCCUCGGCUCCCAGGAGGCCCCUGAAGGCUCCCCGCAACAGACCCCUUCCAGGGGCGAGCAGCAGGCGCCCAGGCAGCAGCAGCCUCCGCCUCAGGACUCUUUCUCCUCGGUGGCGUGCACUGAGGAGACCCUGUACUGGCUGAACGCCAUCUGCUUCUUCCUCUUCCGGGAGCUGAAGGACACCUCCUACAUCCGGCACUGGGUUACCCGCAAGAUCAAGGUGGAGUUUGAGGAGCUGCUCCAGGCCAAGGUGACCGGGAAGGUCCUUGAAGGGCUCAGCCUCCGCGACGUGGCCUUUGGCAACGUCAUCCCGCUUUUCAAGAACAUCAAGCUCCUCCGCCCAGUCAUCUGCAGCGAGGAAGGCUGCCCCGAGGAGCUGGACUUCGAGCUUGACGUCGAGUACGAAGGAGGCUUCCACCUGGCCAUCGACGCUGACCUUGUCUUUGGCAAGUCAGCCUACCUCUUCGCCAAGAUCGCCCGGUUGGCAGGACGGCUGAGGCUGGUCUUCACCCGCCUGCCCUUCACCCACUGGUCCUUCAGCUUCGUUGACGAGCCCCUAAUUGACCUGGAGGUCAGGUCGCAAUUCGAAGGGCGACCCCUGCCUCAGCUCACCUCCAUCAUUGUGGGACAGUUCAAGAAAGUGAUCAAGCGCAAACAUACUUUACCUCACUAUAAAAUCAGGUUCAAGCCGUUUUUUCCAUUUCAAGUUGUGCCCCCUGAAGAAUAUAGAGAUCGUGGCCUCAAUAUACAAGAUUUUUCAUUAACAGAAGGACGGUUGAAAGUUUCUUUAAUAGAAUGUACAAGAUUACUUAUUUUUGGAUCCUAUGAGAGGGAAGUAACUAUUCAUUGCACAUUUGAACUGAGUGAGAAUGUUUGGGAAGAAAAACAAAGAAGUUUUAUCAAGACGGUAGAACUAAUAAAAGGAAAUUCACCAAGUGUUGGACUUGCUCUCCGUCAAGUACAAGCUAAGGAAGGGGAAUCGGGCCAUGUAGUUGUGGAGACUGUCACACCAAACUCAGCUGCUGCAGUUGCUGAUCUUCAGCGGGGGGAUAGGCUUAUUGCUAUUGGCGGAGUUAGAAUUACAUCAACAGUACAAGUGCUAAAGCUCAUCAGACAAGCUGGUGAGAGAGUCGUAGUAUAUUAUGAGAGACCCGUUGGAAUACAAGAUAGUCUUGGACAGAUGGAUGAGUCAGUGUUUCCAGAUGAUGUCACCUUAACGGAAGCUGAGAUCAAAGAAAUUGAUAUGGAAUUUGAGGACUUGGCCAAUGAACUAAAGUCAAGUGAAUUUAGAGAAGAUAUUUCAACAAGCCCCAAGCAUACAUCAGUGUCACUUGCUGCUAAACCGCCUGGAACUAUAUCACCAAUAUUAAAUCGCAAAUAUUUAGGAAGUCAUCAGUCAUCUGCAAGGGCACUUUUCAAAGAGGCAGCCAAGCAAGUAGUACUCAGAAAUGCUGAAAAUCUCGAUUCAGCUCAGCAAACAAACAAACUGACACAGGCAAAUUCAAAUAAGCCUCCUGUACCACCCAGGCCACAGCUUAAAAUUACACCACUUCCUAAUGACAUUCAGAAUAAAUCAGAAUCUAGUGACUCAUCUUCAGAAAAACUAGACAGGCUGGCAUCUCCUCCAAAUAAUGGAGAUAGAAAUUCAGAAAAGUUAAUAAAAAAUAGUGAUGUAGGAGAAGAAUCUGUAGGCUCUAAACCAAUUACAAACAAGCCUGAAAUGGUAAAGGAACCUCCAGAAUCCUCACAGAAUUCAAAAGUAGGUACAAACAAACCUAUAUCAAACAAAGUAGAGACAAUAAAAGAAUCUUCAGAUGUUUUACAGAGUUCUAAAGCAUCUAUAAACAAAUUAGGUACAAGUAGAUUAGAAAUAACAAGGGCGCCAUCAGAGUCUUCACAAUGUGCACAGAGUUCUAGGUCAACUAUAGUGAACCAUCAUUCAUGGGAAUCGCCAGAAAUCCUGUAUCGCAAUCGAUUAGGUAAAUGGGCAAGAACAAAAACCUCUUCUUUCAUAUUUGAAGUAGAGAAAGAACAUAAAUACCUAAAUGUUGCUAUUUGGUGUAGAGACCCUUUCAAGCUAGGGGGACUUCUCUGUUUAGGAUAUGAAAGUAUAAAACUUGAAGAAAUAGCUUUAGAUUGUAUAGCCACAUCCUCCAUGGAAUUCAUCAGACAAUUUAGAUUAAAGCCUCCUGCACCAAAAGCUGCAGUAAGUAGAACUGCAUUGCGUACUUUGAUCUCCCACAAAGGUUUCAAUGAAGAUUUUUGUUAUGGUGAUAUCACUAUACAUUUUAAAUACUUAAAAGAGGGUGAACCAGAAGAUUCAAGUUUUUUGAUGGAAAAGGAAAAAGAAUAUAUUUCAGAAGUCUCAGCAACUCCUAUUUUUCCAAAAGAGGACCCUUAUUUUGGACAAAUUAUUUACACUGAAAACAAACAUAAUUUCCAAGACACACAGUUUCAGAAUCCAACUUGGUGUGACUACUGCAAAAAGAAAGUUUGGACAAAAGCAGCAUCACAGUGUGUAGUUUGUGCAUAUGUUUGCCACAAAAAAUGUCAAGAAAAAUGCCUAACCGAUGCCCCAAAUUGUUUAGGAGCUACUAGAAGGCUUGAGCGUGCCCUACAUUCUUUUAAAUUAGAAAGCCAGGAAUCUCAGAGCACAACAGCAACUCGUGUUGAUUCAGAAUUGAAAUCUGCAAACAAAACAACUGGUUUAACAAGACACAUAAUCAACACUAGCACCCGCUUAUUAAAUCUUCGUCAGGUUCCUAAAGUUCGUGUCAGUGAUCAAGGGUCUGAUGCAGUGGAACCUUCACCAAAGCACACACCACAUCCUUCUGAUAAUGAAGGUAGUGACACAGAAAUUGGUGGUCCAAGUAGCCCUUCAAAGACUGCAUCUGGCACAUCGAUAAAGUUAGCAAGGAAGGAAGGAGGACUUGAUGACAGUGUCUUUAUUGCUGUUAAAGAGAUAGGCCGAGAUCUUUACAGAAGUUUGCCUACAGAUGAAAGAAUCCAGAAAUUAGAGGUUAUGUUGGAAAAACUGCAAAAUGAAAUAGAUCAGGAAUUGGAAAACAAUAAUUCUCUAAUUAGGGAAAAGAAAGAAACAACAGAUGCAAGGAAAAAAAUGGUCUUGUCUGCUGCAUUGGCUAAAUCAGGAGAACGACUUCAAGCCCUAACACUCCUUAUGAUUCAUUAUAAAGCAGGCAUUGAAGAUAUUGAAGCUUUGGAAAAUACCACUUUAGACCUGGAAUCUAGAAAAGAAGAUAAAGACGAAGAAGACAUCUUAAUGGAAGAAAUGGAUAAUGAAGAUGAUAAUGCUCUAGUUAUGGCACCCGUACUUGAAACUCUCCUAAAAGAAGAAGAAAGACUUGAAGCAGCUGAGGAAUCAGUUGACUGAUAUUGCACAUUUGGCCUUGAGAAGACGAACUGGGAGAAUACUUUGCACUUAAUCAAAACCACAUCAGAAACAUCAAAAUGUAAUUAAACACUGGUAUAAUGUAUACAGCUGCUCCUCCAAUUUAUUUUUAAGAAAACUGUAAGAAUAUGGUUAGAAUUCUAUUUCCAGGUAUUUAUUUACGAAGACACUGGUCCAGAGUGUGUUUAAAAAUAUUUGGGGGAUUUAUACUGGAAGAUUAUUUUUAAUUUAUUUUGGCUUUUUCUAAAGUUUCAUGUUAAUAUGAUGGUUUUCUUUUUGUUCCUUUUCAUUACUAAUUGUAUAUUUCUUCCGAGUUUUAUUUUAUACUUAAAUUAACACCAUCUUAGCAGCCAUAGCAGGACCAGGUUCUGGAAAUUUUGAUUGUCCCGUUAUUUAGCUCUUCAAUAUAGUUUGAGAGCAGAGAAGUGUGGGCUUCAGAUGGUUUCUGGGGUUUGUUUUUGCCAAUUAUGCAUCAUAGCCAAUAGUGUGGCUUUAUUUUCAAUAAUUUUAGUAAAGCUUUUUAUUACAUAUCAAAAUUCUUGCUUUCCAUAUUUUUUUCAUUCAUAGAUAUUGAAAUGUUUAUUAUGUUUGAAUACAUUUUUCUCCUUUGGACUUAGUUGAAUUUUCAGCUGAGAGGAAUAUCUAAAACAUAUUUAAUUUAAACUCUUAUAUGUCCCCUGAUAAAUCCUCAUCUUUCUUUUUCCUGAAAAACCAUGGGCAUUAAAUUUUGCCUAAACAAAGUUGUACCAGUGUUCCACAACAGUUUACUGGGGAUGUGCCAGCAAGAUUAUCUCAAUGUAACAAUUGAGCUUUCUAGCUUUAUAGAACAUAUCACUCUGUAAUGUAAUCCUGCUUAACUACCUGUUAGAGAGGUUGAAUUGUAGCCUUUUCUGUUUAAGCAUUGAUUUUGCCACAGAAACUACAACUGCAGAAUUUUAAUGCUUAGGUGGAUAAAAUUUAAAUAAAAUUUCUCAAAUGGUUUACUUUCCACUGGUUGUAAUGCCAUCAUGCAUAUUAAAACAGCAGUCAGAUGCUCAACAUUGUAAUAUAGCAUGUAGGUUUUUCCACUGGAUUUUGAAUCCCACAGGAACUACAGCAAACUUUGUCAGCUCUUUCUGAAAAGCCCCAACUAAUCUCUGAUGUGAGAGAUGUUAUUUUGGGGUCUCAAAUCUAUGUCUUAAAGCUUACUAGUCCGUAUUCAUAUGUUCAUGUUCAUCAUUCUGGGCACUGUGCUAUGAAAAUACCUUUGUAGAAAUUAAAGCUAGCAUAUCUAAAUCAUCUUUAAUUUGACUGACAAACAACAUUGCAUAUUAAUGUAACAAUGUGCUUUGCUAUAAUCAUUGUAGUAGAUACUCUCCCACAUUUUUAGCUUAAUAAUCUGCUCUCUUUUUUAAAGAAAGCAAAUAUAACCAAAUAAAUAAUUAUUGAAGUGAAAAUAUGGUCCAAACUUCAAAAAGUAUAUUUAUACACCUUUUCUUUAAAAAAAAUGCUUCAUCAUCUAAAUAUUUUAUAAACUGACCCCUGAAAGAAUUCAUCAGUUUGUUUUUGUGAAUUCUGUCUCUUUUCCCCCCAAUUUAUUUACCAGUAAGGAUGUUCUAGCGAUAAUUCUGUUUGUAUUUAGCUCGUGUCCAGAUACUCCCAUUCAACAUUUCCUAAUGAGAAACAACUGCAAAAAUAAUGAAGACAUUAGAUUUCUGAAAUAACUACUAACUGUUCUAUCAGUUAAUGAAAUGGGCAUAUAAAGUUGAGUAUCAGUACUCUUCUCUGAUGAUUGUAUAAUAUAAAUUAAAUGUAGUGCAAUAUUCUAAAUGUUGCGUGAGAAUGGUGGCAAAUUAAUUGUAUGGUAGCAACAAGGACAAACAGACAUAAUUAUAGUAAACACUGAUCUUGAGAAGCAAGCUGUAUUAAUACAUUCCUAUUAUAUUCUUUGCUUCUGUGCUUUACCACACAUAGAAAAUAAAAAUACCACUGAAAGCAAGAAUAUCUUCAUGUAGUGGUAUGUAACUACUUGACACUUGCACAUAUUUAUGGAAAUCUGCCUGAGAUGAUUGUCAGAUAUGAUUUUAUCAUGAGAACAAGCUUUAAUAAAACUUUUUUAAAAUAAAUUCUCAGCUUCUCUGUUACAAGCUGUUAGUCUCUGUAGGAUAUUUCCAUUAUGUAUCUGAAGGAAUGAUCUUAUCUCAUACAAGCAAAGAUAUAUUGACAUGUUUUGAAGUCAUGGCUUUGUGGAAGUUCUGUAGCGGAGGUGUAAGAGAACAUGCUUUGCCUGAAAAUUGUCCUUGGUACAUCCCCUGACAUUUUCAGAUAAAGGUAGGAAAGAUAUAUGUUUAAAAUCAUGAAGACUCCUACCAAGUCAUGUACAGUACUAACCUACAUGUACCAACUGUAUAGGAUGGCAUGUGUGUGUGCCUCUAAAUAGGUAAAUCUGUUAAGGAGCUUCAACAUACUGCAGAAUAUUUAAGGUAUGUUCGGUGUUUCGUCUGUUUUUGUGGGGCAUCACAACCAUCCACUAUGUACUGAGGCCAAGAACACUAUGCUCUUUGGUUAUUCUUUGGUAGAAUGGGCACAGAGGAGAAGCUGACUUUCAAGGACUAUUGGCCAUCAUUCUUAAUCUCAUUAUUGAGCACUCUGAGAAACUAUUUGAAAACCAAAGAUCUUAAGAAUGACUCUUAGUUAGUACAAGUAAAUGUUACUACUUUUGUUUUUUGUGGGUUUUUCGGGUUAUGUGGCCAUGUUCUAGCUGUCAGAAUCUACCUUCAUGCAGGGAUUCAGGGUGUAUUCUGCCAUAAGGAUUGUAGAGGUUAGGGAGAUGAUUAGGGAUAGUUCUAGACACGAGGGAGGUUGCAGAAGGGAGGCCAGUGAGCAAGCUCUCACACACAUAUAUAUAGAGUUACAUAGGUAGAUAGAGAUAUAGAUAUGUAAACACAUAUAUAGUAUAUAGAGAGAUAGUGAUAUAGAUAGGUCGAUAGACAUGAUGGGGAUUAGACCAACAACACUUGCAUUUAAUUAUCUCAGGGAAAGGCAUUCUGGGAAGGAGUUGCGGCCACCAUGGGAUAUGCUGCGGAUGAUCACGUAUCAGGAACUGUCAGCUGAGAGCAGCAAGCAAUUGGGGCCAUUCAGGCAGUUUUAUGAUGGAGUGAUGGUUAACAGACACCCUCUAUUCCGGCAUCCAUAGAUUUUUCAGGACAGAGGAGCUUAGGAACCAAAUGGCGCUGUCGCUAGGGCAGCUUUGAUGUAGAAUUCCUUUCUCUGGGAUGAAGGGAGGAAAGGGGGGUUGGCUAUUUGGGCAGAACAGGAGGAAAGGGGAGGGGGUCUGGGGUUUUAAAAUGUGGUUUCUAUUGGGAGUCCUUCAGAUUUAGCAAAAACGUGAUCCAGCGUAUUUCUACUUUCCUUAUAAUAAAUUUUUGUUUUUUACAAUAGUUGUUGUUAAGGUCUGGUUAGAAUAUGCAAUUCUCACACUAGCAGAGUUGGCCACAUAACCCGAAAAACCCACAAAAAAUAUGGAUGCCAGCCAUGAAAGCCUUCGACUUUACAUUACUACUUUUGUUUCAUCAGUAAUGUUUCAAGAAUGUAUUUUAGUUAGCAGACUUCUUAUAAAAACUGGCUAAUGCAAGUUCUUGUUAGGGCUUUGUAUCAGAUCCCAAUUUCCUACAAGCAGGUCUGAAUUCUUAUUUGAAGAUGCAUGCAUUCUCUAGUGCACUGAUGGAGAUAAUGCACGGUAUGUGUCCCCUGGCCCCCUUAAAAUAAUGAUAAUUCUCCAAAAUACCAGAAAAUGUAGUAUAUUUCUGAACUUCUGUCCCCAAGAACUUCUGGCUUCUCUCCCUAGCUCCUCCAAAAAAGGCCAAAAACUUCCAUUUAACAUUUUUGGUCAACGUCGCCUCUGGAGUUCCUAGAGUAUACGAGUAAAAAAACCUAAUUUUGAAGGAAAAAACACCAAUAUUUAUGCUGUGUUAGUAUGAACAAUGUGUAACAUAGUGCCUAUUUUCAUUUUAUAAGAAAUAAAAUCCUUAAAUAUA